AAAAGGUUCAGAACAGAAAGAAAGAAAAACAAAGCCAGAAUAAGUAAAACCAGGUCACCUUAAAAUGUCUGAACAGAGACUGAUAUCUGAUUCAAGAAACAUGGAUAAAGAAGCAGAGGACAUGGACAAAAUCUCCAGCUCUCCUGCGUUCUCCAGAAACUCAGAGACCGCUGAGAAUACCAACAUCCCUGUAUCAGGAACCAGUGAUCAGACCGCUGAGGAUCUUGAUGAUCUGAUGCACUGUGAUGAAAUUCUAGAUGACAAAGAGAUCACUUGCCCUAGCAUCGAUCCCAUCAUGAGCCAGGAGAGCAUAUUAACGUGUUCCUCUUCUUGGUCUUCCGUGAGCAUUGACAACAUCUCAACAGGUUCUGCCUCCUGUGUCUCUUCUUCCUCCACCAUCACCAUCAGUGCCAUCACAGAGGCAGGCAAAAUGCUCGUCUCCUACGUGAUUGACGAGGCUGUCAAGGCACUGCAGUCCACCGAUGCUGCAAAGACACUGCAGUCCACUGAGGCUGUCAAAACACCGCAGUCCACUGAGGCUGUCAAAACACCGCAGUCCACUGAGGCUGUGAAGACACCACAGUCCACUGAGGCUGUGAAGACACCCCAGUCCACUGAGGCUUUAAUGAUGUCGCAGUCCACUGAAGCUCUCUUGACACAGCAAUCCACUGAGGUAGUGAAUACGCUGCAGUCCACUGAGGCUGUUAAGACACCACAGUGCAGUGAGGCUUUAAAGACACUGCAGUCCAGUGAGGCUGUAAAGACAUUGCAGUCCACUGAGAAGAAGAAGUGGAAGAGGUGUUUCAGUGGAUGGCAGAGAAAAAGUAAUAAGGUAGCUCCACAUGAAGAUUUGGAUCAGGAAGAUGUAAGCAAUUCUUUAACUCUUCGGGCCAUCAACUCUGGUGACCAGGACGACGAAACCUUCAGCCAGACGUCUGUGGACUCCUCUCGGCCUGUUGCAGAGACCAAGGCAAAAAAGAGCAACUGCUUCUUACGCUUCUUCCACAAUAUCUUCUCAAAGAAUGAGAAGAAGAUGAAGAAGGAGGAGGAGAAAAAGACGAAGCAACCUCCUUUUUGGAAAUGGCAGUUGUGCAGAAGUUGUCUUGACAUGUAAAGAUAAUAACGUCACACCAUUUGUCUUUCUCUUAAACCCCCACUCCAUCCCUGCCCC
Micropterus salmoides (largemouth bass) is the source of this 1171-nucleotide messenger RNA. RefSeq lists its product as uncharacterized. The transcript has 3 exons. The record is from RefSeq and is a predicted model, not a curated record. Bases 65 to 1114 code for a protein of 349 amino acids. Lineage: Eukaryota; Metazoa; Chordata; Actinopteri; Centrarchiformes; Centrarchidae.